This is a messenger RNA of Notechis scutatus (mainland tiger snake), 3057 nucleotides long. RefSeq names its product serine incorporator 5 (gene SERINC5). The record is from RefSeq and is a predicted model, not a curated record. Gene Ontology annotation, cellular component: membrane. NCBI's taxonomy places the organism in Eukaryota, Metazoa, Chordata, Lepidosauria, Squamata, Elapidae.
AGGCUGCGCUCGGCAUUCUCUGAGCCGGAGGGGACCCCGCAGCUACCAGUCGGGAGAGGCCGCCAGGCUCCUGAAGAGUGCGGGCAGGUGCGAAGAGAGCGUUCUACGGCGGCGACCAUGUCUGCCCGCUGCUGCGCCGGCCAGUUGGCCUGUUGCUGUGGUACUGCUGCAUGUUCCCUUUGCUGCAAUUGUUGCCCAAAGAUAAAACAAUCAACCAGCACCCGCUUUAUGUAUGCCUUGUACUUCAUCUUGGUGGCUCUCAUCUCUUGCAUCAUGAUGUCAAAAACUGUAGCAAAACAAAUGAAAGAACAUAUUUAUUUUUAUGAAACAGUAUGUCAGCAUAUUCAAGCAGGUGACUCCUGUGAGAAGCUGGUGGGCUACUCUGCAGUUUAUCGAGUAUGUUUUGGAAUGGCGUGUUUCUUUUUCAUCUUCUUUUUAUUCACAAUUAAAAUCAACAACAGCAAAAGCUGUCGUGCCUACAUCCACAAUGGAUUUUGGUUUAUUAAACUUCUCAUCUUGGUAGCAAUGUGCUCAGGAGCCUUUUUCAUUCCAGAUCAAGAUACUUUUCUUAAAGCUUGGCGUUAUGUUGGUGCUACAGGAGGCUUCCUCUUCAUUAUCAUUCAGCUUAUCCUCCUUGUAGAAUUUGCACACAAAUGGAAUAAAAACUGGACAUCUGGCACAAAGCACAAUCAACUUUGGUACGGCUCCUUAGCUCUUGUGACUCUCACACUGUAUUCCGUUGCUGUUGGAGCUCUAGUUGUGAUGGCUGUCUUUUAUACCCGUGCUGAUGGCUGUACAUUUAACAAGAUCCUGCUUGGUGUCAAUGGUGGCUUGUGCUUGCUUAUUUCAAUGGUAGCCAUUUCACCUUGUGUCCAAAACCGUCAACCUCAUUCUGGCUUGUUACAGUCAGGCAUUAUCAGCUGCUAUGUCAUGUACCUCACAUUCUCAUCUCUUUCAAGCAAACCUCCAGAAAUGAUCCUAGGUGAGAAACAAAAUACAACAAUCUGUGUGCCUGACUUUGGCCAAGGGCUGCAAACAGAUGAAAAUUUGGUGACUGGGCUGGGAACUACAAUUUUAUUCUGUUGCAUUUUAUAUUCCUGUUUGACCUCAACAACAAGAGCAAGCUCUGAAGCACUCAGAGGGAUAUAUGUAACACCUGAAACUGAAGUAGCUCGCUGCUGUUUCUGCUGUACUCCUGAUGGAGAUGCUGAGGUUGAAGAGCAUAUUGGGGGAAAAGGCGGUCAGAGAGUAAUUUAUGAUGAAAAGAAAGGAACAGUGUACAGCUAUGCUUAUUUCCACUUUGUAUUCUUCUUGGCGUCUCUUUACGUGAUGAUGACUGUUACCCAUUGGUUCCAUUAUGAAAAUGCUGCAAUUGAAAAAUUCUUCGUUGGGACCUGGUCCAUUUUCUGGAUUAAAAUGGCUUCUUGCUGGGCGUGUGUCCUUUUCUACCUGUGGACUCUUCUGGCACCUUUGUGCUGCCCAACCAGAGGAUUCUACGUUUGAAACUACUUCUGUUAUAACUCCCAUUGAUUUAAUAAAUCACAAAGUCAUUUGUAUAAUCAUUUUCCUAACAUUGAUGGUUAGGACAAUGCUUCUCUCAUGUAACAGUUACAUUUUGAGACAGAUUUUUUAAAAUAUUUUUUUUAUUAUCUGGAUUUAAAGGACACUGAAAAAAAACACAUCUAGUUCAAUGUGGCAAGUCAGCUGGACCUUGAGUUUGGUAUUCCAUAAUAAGUAAUACACUUGAACCCUUUUAUUUAGAUGUAUGAAAAAAAGUUUAACACUUCACUAGAUGAGAUGUCAUAUUUGGUGGGAAGAGUAUGAGGUCAAGAAGGUUUUUAUUCUGUAACAGAUCUCAGUAAAUUAUUACAAAUCUGGAUUGUGAAUGAGAAAGAUUUGUGGGUAUAAAAUAUUUAUUUAUAUUAAUGAAAAGCACCUUUUAUGAAUCAUUGGGUGACGACAUGGAACCUAAAAAUUUGACUGGGAUGUGCAACACUGUAAAUGUUGGUGCAAUUAAUUAACUAUUAUGAGCCACUGAGGGACUAGAUGCAUUUAUCAAAGUAUUCGGUUAGGAAUAGUGGACAACAAAAUAAGAAUUCUGUUAAAAAGUAUUUUUAGUAGGUCUGUGGAUUUGUUUUUCUUUAUCUUUCCUGCAUCUCUUUGGUUUCAUAAAUGUAUUUUGAUGCACUCAUAUUUAAAUUCAAUAGAUAAAUUAGGAAAAAACAAUUUAAUUCAAAGUAAUUUUAUUAUCAUAGUUUGAACUGUAUCUUCAGUGGUCAUAAACAUUUUUCAUUUCCAAUUCCUAAUUUGGCAUAAGAGUUUUUUCCUAUGCCUAUCAAAUUUCAUUUGGAGAUUCCAGUCCAAACAUGCUUCUUUAUCAGGAAGUAAGAACUAUGAAACAUACCAAAACUAGAUUCAGAUUAAACAUGUUUAGAAUUACAUUGCAAUUGUAAAUUUAAGAAUUAGGGCAUUACUGCUUUUUUUAAAUUUAUCUGUGGAAGCUCAAUUUCCAGGUGCUGAAAAAGUUACCAUAGAAUUAAUUAGUAGGCUGAUGCUGUCAUGUUUUAUUUUUUGUGAAUUACAUUAAUUACAACAGCUGCUUCCAUUUAAUAUUUCGGAUAAAUGGAAACCAACCACGAUGAUAAAGAAGUGCCUAUUUUCAAAGCUAAGCAGAUCAAUAAAGCUGCCAUAUUUUAACUUCAGAAACUAAUAAUUUGCUUUACUAUUCUUAUUUACUGCAUUUUCAUCUUGGGAUAGUUCUUCAUAUGCAAUUCUUUUUUAAUUCUUUUUUUAAACUUUUGAUACAGUGUUGACCUUUUGUAAAUAUCCAUGGACUUUAUUCAGAAUUAUACCUAAAACAUUACAGAUUUUACUUGCAUAAAAUAUAACUCAUUAUUGGGGAAAGUUAAUAGUUGAGACUUUGAGAUGAAUCCAUAGUACAAGUCAAGCAACUGGUGUUUUUAAAGUGUUUUGUUGGAGUUUUGAAGAAUAACUUCAUAUUCAAAAAGUAUUAUAGAUGUAAUUCCUUGGUCAAUAAACUUGAGUUUGUUAAAAAUU